Molecule: messenger RNA, 1104 nt
Organism: Cladophialophora immunda
Lineage: Eukaryota; Fungi; Ascomycota; Eurotiomycetes; Chaetothyriales; Herpotrichiellaceae
Exons: 3
Coding region: 1-1104 (367 amino acids)
Biological process (GO): NADPH regeneration
Cellular component (GO): cytoplasm
Molecular function (GO): nucleotide binding; oxidoreductase activity
Source: RefSeq, a predicted model, not a curated record
AUGGGCGCCUCGAAACUGCAGGUCGCCAUCGUCGGCCUCGGCCGCAUGGGAGCGCGGCACGCGACGCACUUCCACCACCUGACGCCCCGGGCCAACCUGGUCGCGGCCUGCUCGCCGGAGCCCAAAGAGCUGGAAUGGGCGGCGCAGAACCUGGAGGGAGUGCGUUUAUAUGCCGACUACGACGAGAUGCUGGACAAAGAAGGCAGCGCCCUCCAGGCUGUCGUCGUCGCGUCUGCCACCGCGGUACACGCCGAACAAAGCAUCAAGGCAAUCUCUAGAGGUCUGCAUGUGUUGUGCGAGAAGCCUUUGAGCACGGACGUCGUUACGUCUCAAGCUGUCGUAGACGCUUACCGACUGUCACAAGUCACCUAUCCACAGCAGAAAGUCGUCUGCGGCUUCUCUCGACGGUUUGAUGCCUCGUAUCGUGACGCCCACCGAAAAAUGACCUCGGGAAUGCUGGGACGAGCUUGUGUCCUGCGGUCGCAGACCUGCGACAUGUUUGACCCGUCGGGGUUCUUCGUCGAGUAUGCGCAGUUUUCCGGGGGUAUUUUUGUCGAUUGCUCCAUCCACGACAUCGAUUUAAGCCUGUGGUUCUUUGGGGAAACUGCGGUCGUCAAAUCAGUCACUGCCAUUGGGAUCACAGCCCUGUCGCAGGAGCUAAAUAAAUAUCACGACCGUGACAACGCGCUUGGGGUGGUGGAGUUCUAUGGUGGCAAGAUUGCACAGCUCUUUUGCAGCAGAAUGAUGGCGGCCGGCCAGGAAGAUACAACCGAGAUCACAGGGACCAGGGGCAAAGUUUCCGUCAACGUCCAACCCAGCUUAAACCUAGUCAACAUUCACGAAGCAGGAGGCGUCCGAAGAGAAGUCCAGCCCGACUACUACUCUCGUUUCAGGGACGCCUUCAUCACCGAGGCCAACGAGUUUACGGCCUGUUGCUUGGACGAUACCGAGCCUCCCUUCAAGUUGGAGGGGGCAGUAAACGCGUUGAAGAUCGCCCAGGCUCUACAGGAGAGCUUGAUAACUGGCAAAAAGAUCAACUUCGAUAUGGUUGGUCAGAGGCAGGUAGAAGGAGUGCAGGAGCAUGCUAUCAGCGCGAGGCUAUGA